AUGAGCGGAAUAUCAUCAUCUCUGCUUCAGCUUCCACCAAACAUACGUGAUAGGAUCUGGACCUACGCAUACGGGAACCUGAUCAUACAUGCUGAGCCAGCAUGCAGUGAUCAGAAGAUGACGACAUCAGGGCACUAUGCCUUCAGAUACGAACUCUGUCAGCAGCCAAGCUUAUCCUCGGGGUCGUCGAGGAUGCCCGACUGCUGCCCUGGCUGUCAACGCACGCCUUUCUUCUGGCCGAUUGUCAGCAAGCAGUUUUGGUCCGAGACUACUGAAACCUUCUACAAGUCAGCAGCGUUCAAGGUUCGCAGUAGCAUCGAUCUCUACAUACUUGCCUCUUCACAGCAGCAGAGCGUACGACGGGUGCGCAACCUUGAGGUUCAACUCGGCUUUGGUAUUAGACAUCACAACCGGAUCUGGAGCCCAGCAAGGUGUCAUAGUGUAAUUAUUAACUUCGCAAAUCUACAAGGUCUCACGCUGUUGAUAGGUCUUGUGGUCGAGGACGACAGCAACUAUACUGGCACUUGCAUCAGCUAUGACAGCAAUGGAGGAGUUGUUACCCGUGGGAGCAGGUUGGAAGGCUACGAAUGGCAGCUCCAAAGGAAUUGGUUUCCCCUGUUCCUGCGCGCGUUUCAGCAACACCAACUACAGCCGGCUCUCACCAGAGUCGCCCUCAUCGACCGCAAGAAACAGAGACAGAGUCCGGUUUACCACGAGAAAGACCGCAGGUGGCAGCAGGAUCCGUAUAGUGGACAGCGCAAAGACGAAGCCAUACAAGCUGCUCGGAAAAAAGAACUCGAAGCGAGGAUGAAAGCUGUGUUACUUGCUCAAAAUAUUCGUCUCUUGUUCCCGGACUGGGAAGCUGAAAACAAACGGAUCUUAGAGGAGGAAUCACGCGAACAUAGCAGUUCAUCGUGA
Messenger RNA from Boeremia exigua, 918 nucleotides. RefSeq lists its product as uncharacterized. The transcript has a single exon. NCBI's taxonomy places the organism in Eukaryota, Fungi, Ascomycota, Dothideomycetes, Pleosporales, Didymellaceae. The record is from RefSeq and is a predicted model, not a curated record. The coding region runs from base 1 to 918 and encodes 305 amino acids.